AUGGACAAUUCUUAUAUAUUUUCAAAUAAGCCUCCGAUAAUCCAAGCUCAUGACGGUCCUAAGUUUCAACACAAAACCAAACUAAAACCUAGAAAGGAAAAGGUUGCCUCAAUUCCUUGUAAUAAAAAAAAAGCCGUUACACAAUCUUUGUAUAGUUUAUCUAUAGAUACAUCAACAACAUCUAGAACAGAAAUAUCCUUGAAAAACAAUUUUGAGGAUUUAUCACAAAUUGCUGUAACUAAAACAGAUGCUGUUGGUUUCGUUGAUGCACCAAGCUCUAAUGUUCCGGUGACUAUUACUAAUCAUGAGAGCCAUUAUGUUCCUAAUAUAUGGGCAAAAGAUGUAGAUUUUGAUUUGGACCCCUUUGAUGAUGAUGCAAACCAAGUCACAAGUACCGGUCGAGCUGGUGGCAAGUUUCAACCCAAGACUAGACCUAAAGCUUGUAUCGUAGACCCUGAGGGCGUUGUAGAUAACUGUAGGAGCCCACAAGUAAUGACCUCUUCUCAAGUAGCUGUCAUAGAUUCUUUGCUUUUACAGGUUGCCGUUUCCAAUGGUUGUCAUGAUUCGCAUUCUAGUUUUGGACGAUCAGCUGGGGAGAAUGCAGAUAUAUUUUCUGGGUUGGAAUGUCUCGACCAAUUUCGUACUCAAUUUUCUGGUAAGAAUGGAGGUAUUCAGAUUGAUGAUGAAAGAACGGGAUCACAGGAAGCAGGGGCCUCCCCUGAUGUGGAGACCAUUGCUUCUGGACGGCAUGCUGGAAAAUUCAAACAGACCAGGUUACAAACUAGUGUGGUCGCAUCUCAACCUGCUGUGGUUGAUACUGUUAUGCAUCCUGCAAACUUUCCGUUUGUUCCUUCUGAAACUGUGUGCGUGGAGAAGUCAAUUCCUUAUCGCUCACCCAUGCAUGUAGGUGCUUUUAUUCCUCCAGAUCCUUCUACCUCUGAGUUCCCAGCGAAUGAGGAAUUGACAAACCUCACAGAAGCUUCUAACCCAGGUGUUACACUUUCUGGAGAUGUUCCUGGCAUGCCUGGAAAGCUGAGCUCUAAUAGCAGCAAAAAGAGGGCCUCUCCAAUACCGAAUCCUUCUCAAAAGUCCAAACAAUCUUCUGCCAGUGAUGGGGGGAAUGAAAAUGGUAAAGCAACAAAGCAGUUGAGAAGGCAGGUAACUAGUCCUAAGCUUGUUGAUGAUCAUGAGGAUGGGACUUGUAAUGAUGACGACCCAGCCACUGAACCUCCCACUAGUUCUGUUAUAGAUGAGGAUAGAGAUGAUGAUGGCGAUGAAUAUAAUGCAGAGAGUGCAUUUCCAAAAAGGAGAACUUAUAGGAGGUCAAAGAAACCCAUGUCCGAAAAUGAAAAACCUCCUCGGAAGCAUAAGACAAUUAAAGAAAAACAGGUUGAAAAGCAUGAGAAAGUGAAUGAAGUAUCAGAUCAACCAACAAAAGAAUGGCCCCGGAAGUUUUCUCAUUCAACUCGUGGAAAGAGAAGAUUUGUGGACGAGUCUUUACUUCACACUUUGCAAAGGUGGCCUUGGAAGAAUAUCAUUCUGCUUGGGCCUGGUUUCUCAUUGAUACAACUUUUUCUUGGAAGAAGUCAUCAUCAGACUGAGUUGAAAUUCAAGAAUGAAGAGCGUUGAUAUCCAUUGAGGCUUUCUAAGCCUUUAGCA
Molecule: messenger RNA, 1659 nt
Organism: Theobroma umbraticum
Lineage: Eukaryota; Viridiplantae; Streptophyta; Magnoliopsida; Malvales; Malvaceae
Source: RefSeq, a predicted model, not a curated record